Messenger RNA from Carlito syrichta (Philippine tarsier), 2048 nucleotides. It is a transcript of the gene TMEM214, whose product is annotated as transmembrane protein 214. Gene Ontology annotation, cellular component: endoplasmic reticulum; Golgi apparatus. The record is from RefSeq and is a predicted model, not a curated record. The transcript is spliced from 16 exons. The annotation marks the transcript as partial. Lineage: Eukaryota; Metazoa; Chordata; Mammalia; Primates; Tarsiidae.
CUCCCAUCCAGACUACAACCACCCUCUAUGAGCGGGGCUUCGAGAAAAUCACCAAGCGGCAGAAUAAGGAGCAGGUCCCACCCCCUGCCGUGGAGCCCAAGAAACCAGGGAACAGGAAGCAGCCGCAAAAGGCGGCUCCGCUCCCCAGCCGGAGCGCGAAGCAGGGCCGCUUCCGCAGCCUGGAGGAGGCACUGAAAGUGCUGGAUGUGGCAGCUCUGCAGAAGGAGCUGGACAGAAGCCAGAGCGUGUUCUCUGGGAACCCGUCUGUGUGGCUGAAGGACCUGGCCAGCUACCUCAACUACAAGCUGCAGGCUCCGCCGGGUGAGCCCACGCUGAGCCAGCACCCUCAUGAUUAUCCCUACAGCCUGGUAAGCCGAGAGCUGCGUGGGAUCAUCCGAGGGCUUCUGGCAAAGGCAGCGGGAUCUCUGGAGCUCUUUUUCGACCACUGUCUUUUCACGAUGCUGCAAGAGCUGAACAAGACACCAGGGGAGUCACUACACGGUUAUCGCAUCUGCAUCCAGGCCGUUCUGCAGGACAAGCCCAAGAUUGCUACCACGAAUCUGGGCAAGUUCCUGGAAUUGCUGAGGUCCCACCAGAGCCGACCCGCAAAGUGUCUGACCAUCAUGUGGGCCCUGGGUCAAGCGGGUUUUGCCAACCUUACCGAGGGACUGAGAGUGUGGCUGGGGGUCAUGCUGCCAGUGCUGGGCAUCAAGGCUCUGUCUCCCUUUGCUGUCGCGUAUCUGGACCGGCUGCUCCUGGUGCAUCCCAACCUCACCAAAGGCUUUGGCGUGAUCGGCCCCAAGGACUUCUUCCCUCUUCUGGACUUUGCCUACAUGCCCAACAACUCCCUGACACCCAGCCUGCAGGAACAGCUGUGCCAGCUCUACCCUCGCCUGAAGGUGCUGGCAUUCGGGGCGAAGCCGGACUCCACUCUGCACACCUACUUCCCUUCCUUCUUAUCCAGGGCCACCCCUGGCUGUCCCCUUGGGAUGAAGAGAGAGCUGUUGCGCAGCCUGACCACGUGCCUGACGGCAGAUCCCCUCAGUGCUGGCGUCUGGAGGCAGCUGUACCUCAAGCCCCUGUCACAGUCCAGCCUGCUGCUGGAGCACUUGCUCAGCUCCUGGGAGCGAAUUCCCAAGAAGGUGCAGAAGUCUUUGCGGGAAACCAUCCAGUCCUUCGUGCUGGCCAACCAGGAACUGCUGAGGAAGGGCAGCGGCAGCCACCCAGACGUUGUCGCCUGUGACGUGGCCUGCAAGGGCCUGUUGCAGCAGGCUCGGGGCCCUCGGCCACCCUGGACACGACUGCUCCUCUUGCUGCUGGUCUUUGCCAUCGGCUUCCUGUGCCACGACUUCUGGUCCCACCACUCUUUCCAGGCUUCCCUUGCUGGCCGGGUGCUUCAGUCAUCUGGUUUCUUGCCUGCCAGCCAACGAGUGUGUGCCACAAUCCAUUCCUACAGCCUGCGAGGCUACAGCUGGCUGGAGGGGACUGUGCCCGUGUGGGGCGCCCACUUGCUCGCCGCCGUGCGUCCCAGCUUGCAGCUGGCCUGGGCUCACGCCAACGCCACGGUCAGCUUCCUCUCUGCCCACGGUGCCUCCCACCUUGCCUGGUUCGGCGACGGUCUCGCCAGCCUCUCCCAGAGGCUGCAGACCCAGCUGCCGGACUGCCUGAGCCAGCCGCUCCACGCCCUCAGUGAGCUGCUGCUCCUCCUCCACCAGGGCGUGCUGCUGCCGCUGUGGCACCUGUCACUGGAGGCCCUGGCCCAGGCCCAGGAGCACUGCCACAAGGCCUGCAGGGACGAGGCGACCUGGAACUGUGUGAAGACUCAGCUGAGCGAGGCUGCCCGCCGGGCCUGGCUCUGCCUGCAGGACAUCAUGGUAGCCUUCCUGAACUGGGUGCUCACUGUGAUUUCCCAGCAGUAGGUCCUGCCCCAUGGCCGCCAGGUCCUGCGUGCGCCAGCUGCCCGAGACUGCUGGGAGGAGUGGGGGUCGUCCUCUCUGGUGUCGGAGCUCUGUCUCCGAGCAGGUGGCCAGCUGCCUCUGCGCCAGUUU